Molecule: messenger RNA, 1403 nt
Organism: Cephus cinctus (wheat stem sawfly)
Lineage: Eukaryota; Metazoa; Arthropoda; Insecta; Hymenoptera; Cephidae
Gene: eIF3i
Product: eukaryotic translation initiation factor 3 subunit I
Exons: 5
Coding region: 280-1260 (326 amino acids)
Biological process (GO): cytoplasmic translational initiation
Cellular component (GO): cytoplasm; eukaryotic translation initiation factor 3 complex, eIF3m
Molecular function (GO): translation initiation factor activity; protein binding; RNA binding
Source: RefSeq, a predicted model, not a curated record
AUCGAUACUAACUAAAUCGAAAUAACAAUCCCGUAUAACAUAGUCUAUGGUGAUGCUAGUUUGUCACGAGAAAGCGCUGUAAAACGUGAAGUUUCGUCGUGUGUUGAGGGUAAGGAGAUCCUAUCUUUAUAUUUCUAGCAAUUCAUGAUCCUUUUCACUUUGAGGAAUAAUAGGUGGUUUAUAGCAUUUAUCUUGCUCAAGGAAUAAUAAAUCAGUUUACAGGACUUAACAGCAAAUUGGAUAUCUUAACAUUACGUGCAAUUGAUUAUUUAUUACAAGAUGAAACCUCUUAUGCUUCAUGGGCAUGAACGUGCCAUUACUAAAAUUAAAUAUAAUAGGGAAGGUGAUCUUUUAUUCUCUGCAAGUAAAGAUAAACAGCCAAAUGUUUGGUAUUCUUUAAAUGGAGAACGCCUUGGUACCUUUGAUGGACACAAUGGUUCUGUAUGGUGUAUUGAUGUUAACUGGGAUACUACCAGGUUCCUAUCUGGCAGUGGUGAUAACACAUUGAGGGUAUGGGAUUGUCAAACAGGAAAAGAAAUUGGUCAACUGAAAACUAACAGUUCUGUAAGAACUUGCAGUUUCAGUUAUUCUUCAGACCUUGUUGUAUAUUCCACUGAUAAGGCAUUGGGAUAUCAGUGCGAAAUGUUUAUCAUGGAUGUACGAGAUGUGGAUGCUGGAAUGUCCCAAGAGGAUGCUAUUUGCAGAAUUCCGAUUACUGGUCCCCGUAUCUCAGCCAUUUUAUGGGGUGCUUUGGAUGAAACCAUUAUCACUGGACACGAAGAUGGCGAAAUCAACAUUUGGGAUGCCAGGACGGGGAAGAAAAUGAAUUCAAUCAAGGGGCAUAAGAGUCAGAUAAAUGACAUGCAGUUUAACAAGGAUGGCACUAUGUUUGUCACAGCGUCGAAGGACAACACAGCAAAACUUUUUGAUAGUGAAUCACUUAUGCUAUUAAAAACAUACAAAACUGAGCGACCAGUGAAUUCUGCUACUAUAUCUCCAAUUCUCGAUCACGUUGUUUUGGGUGGUGGUCAAGAUGCCAUGGAUGUAACUACAACGUCAGCUCGUCAAGGAAAAUUUGAUUCUCGUUUUUUCCAUCUUGUAUUUGAGGAGGAAUUCGCGCGAUUGAAGGGUCAUUUUGGUCCAAUCAAUUCUCUCGUAUUUCAUCCUAAUGGCCGCAGUUAUUCAACUGGUGGAGAAGAUGGAUAUAUUCGUAUUAAUACUUUUGAUCAAUCAUACUUCGAUUUCCAUUUUGAAUAUUAAUCAUGUUAAUGGAACAACUACAAUACAUGAUAAAAUCUGAAAUAUUUGUAUUCACUCUCCAAACCAAGUUACGCGACAAAUAUAAGAUAUAUAUAUUUACUCACUGCAUAAUUUUGAUAAAUAAAAUACUUAUGAUUAGGUGA